CAAGCAGAAGACGGCAUACGAUUACUGUGUGUACUGGGGCUUGAUCGAUUUGGAGAUUUCGUGUCUGAUCAAGUUGUUGCGCCGGUACGAGAGACGUGUGCUCAAGCGUUAGGGUCGCUCGUCCUACUAAUACCCGGAGGUCCAAAUGCCAAAGAUAUGAACGUUUUUCCCGGAAUACUUUCUAUAGUUCUCAAACUAUUGGAAUAUAACGAAUGGGAAGCGAGACACGGUGCAUUUCUUGCUUUAAAAUAUUUAUUGGCCGUGCGAGACGAUCUGUUGGACGAGGUAUUGCCAAAAGUGUUUCCCGCUAUUAUGCAAGGACUGUCCGAUCCUGUCGACGAUGUAGGCGCGGCCGCCGCAAGUGCACUUAUUCCAGUGGCACAUGCUCUUCCACGAUUAUUAAAACCAACAGAGCUGGAAGCGAUCGUAAUACGUCUUUGGCAAUUGUUGAAAGAACAAGAUGACUUGGCUGCAGCUUGCAACACUUUUAUGGGCCUCUUGGCUGCGAUACUUU
Molecule: messenger RNA, 514 nt
Organism: Wasmannia auropunctata (little fire ant)
Lineage: Eukaryota; Metazoa; Arthropoda; Insecta; Hymenoptera; Formicidae
Product: TATA-binding protein-associated factor 172-like
Exons: 1
Molecular function (GO): TBP-class protein binding; DNA binding; ATP hydrolysis activity
Source: RefSeq, a predicted model, not a curated record